Messenger RNA from Striga asiatica, 968 nucleotides. The record is from the annotation of a GenBank genome assembly. Lineage: Eukaryota; Viridiplantae; Streptophyta; Magnoliopsida; Lamiales; Orobanchaceae.
GUCGGAACAGAUUGGGCCUUUCUACAUUUUAAUAAUCUAAUAGCAAAGAGUAUGUCUGUAAUUUAACACUAAUGGAGGACAUUUCUCCUAAGAUCCAGUGAUAUUUAUAUAUAAGUUUGCUGCCACAGAAAUUAGGGUUUCUACUCUGCUCGCCCCUAAAGCUCUCACCCACUUAAGAGGCGGUGCAUUUUGAUAACAACAAUGGAGAGGAAGGCCAGGAAAGAGGAGGUCGUUACUAGGGAGUACACCAUCAAUCUUCAUAAACGCCUUCAUGGAUGCACUUUUAAGAAGAAGGCUCCGAAGGCCAUUAAGGAAAUCAGGAAGUUUGCCCAGAAGGCCAUGGGGACUACUGACGUUAGGGUUGACGUGAAGCUUAACAAACACAUUUGGAGCCGUGGGAUUCGUAGUGUGCCAAGAAGAAUCCGUGUUCGCAUUGCCCGGAAGAGGAAUGAUGAUGAGGAUGCAAAGGAGGAGCUUUACUCUUUGGUGACUGUUGCUGAAAUUCCAGAUGGAGGGCUCAAGGGCUUGGGCACCAAAUUUAUCGAUGAGGAUGACGAUUGAUCUGUUUUCCUUGUUCUGUUUUAUGAUAUUUCUGAACUCAAUUUUGCUGUACCUCAGGAUUUAUAUUCGUCGUUUUAAAGGGUUCGUGGUGAUGCUUCUUGUUUGGCUUCUAGCAUUCAACUUUGGGUGUUUAUGACAUUAUCUCUCUUUUUAGUUGUAGUCAUUCACAUGUAAAAGUUGAGACUCCAAAAACAAGUUUCUCAUGAACCACCAUAGUGAUGUCUAAUAUGCUCAAAUGCUUCAAGUCUUUUCAUCCUCAUACAAGUUAUAUCACAAGCAAUUACGAUGUGUUAUAGUUUUUUCAUUCUCAUACAAAUGAACUCAAAUGCAGUGAUGAUGUGUUGUGCUCUUCAUCCGCAUACAAAGUGAUCACAAUUGACAAGUGUUUUUGCAGUCUUUUCAUUCUC